UCCUGUGACGUCAUUUUCAGGGACUGGCUCGUCGGGUCGCCGUGAAGCCUCGGUUUGUUUUUGUUAUUGUUUAUAAUUUUAAAGUCGCUAUCUUUACUUGCUCGAGAGACCAAAUAACACAUUUGGACUAGAACGCUAAAUAAGACUAUACAAGUAAAGUACAGACUGCAAAGAUGAAAUGGAUGUUUAAAGAAGACCAUUCCCUAGAGCACAGAUGUGUAGAGUCUGCAAAGAUCAGAGCCAAAUACCCCGACAGAGUGCCGGUUAUUGUGGAAAAAGUGUCUGGGUCACAGAUUGUCGAUAUCGACAAACGAAAGUACCUUGUACCAUCUGAUAUUACUGUGGCGCAGUUUAUGUGGAUUAUAAGAAAACGUAUCCAGCUGCCUUCAGAAAAAGCAAUAUUUCUAUUUGUAGACAAAACUGUCCCUCAGUCCAGUUUGACAAUGGGACAACUAUAUGAAAAAGAAAAAGAUGAAGACGGCUUCUUGUAUGUGGCCUACAGUGGAGAGAACACGUUUGGCUUUUGAAGCGCUGUGCUUGCAGAUUGAUCGUAUCUAGUCACUUUCAUCACUCACUGUCUCUGACGAGUUUGAUUGUACUGUAGAGGUAUACUGGUGUGUCAGUAAUCGGAGCUCUGUAUUAAUCAUAUUAUGAAUGCAUUUGUAACUUUUGUCCUAUCUCAUGAUGUAUUUAUGCUAUCUACAUUAUUAGUUUAUUAAGUUAUAUUGGGGAGGAGUGGUUUGUUUGUUUGUUAUAGCUAUGUAGUUUUAAUUUGCUGUAAUUUAUCUAAAUGCUUGCUUUUUCUUUUUCUGAGGGGGUCAAUUGUUUCAUAAGUAUUUAAAAUGAAUUAUUUAAAUAUUAAAUGGAAAGGUAGCUGGAUGACCUGACCAAUAAAGUAUAUAUACAAGAAUGUA
Messenger RNA from Erpetoichthys calabaricus (reedfish), 914 nucleotides. RefSeq names its product GABA(A) receptor-associated protein like 2 (gene gabarapl2). The coding region runs from base 174 to 527 and encodes 117 amino acids. The transcript has 4 exons. NCBI's taxonomy places the organism in Eukaryota, Metazoa, Chordata, Cladistia, Polypteriformes, Polypteridae. Gene Ontology annotation, cellular component: autophagosome membrane; cytosol; autophagosome. Gene Ontology annotation, biological process: autophagy of mitochondrion; cellular response to nitrogen starvation; macroautophagy. Gene Ontology annotation, molecular function: ubiquitin protein ligase binding. The record is from RefSeq and is a predicted model, not a curated record.